Debaryomyces tyrocola is the source of this 5829-nucleotide messenger RNA. The record is from the annotation of a GenBank genome assembly. NCBI's taxonomy places the organism in Eukaryota, Fungi, Ascomycota, Pichiomycetes, Serinales, Debaryomycetaceae.
AUGGCUUCGUAUUCUGUUAAUUCUACUAAAUCUUUCAUGCAGGCGAUGCAGCCUAUGAUAGAAAUGUUAAAUUCUUUGCCGCUUCCAUCUAAUGAAAAGAUACCUAGGAUAGAUAAUGAGAACAAUAAAAUCACACCGGUCGAUAAUAUCUUAGAUAGAUUCCAUGGUAUUUCUACGGAUGUAUUAGAGCAUAUAGUGGAUGCUAGCCAAGGUGGUAAUAAUAAUGCUGUCAAAGGAAUUGAGGAAGAUUGCGCAAGGAUAAGUAAGGAUCGAGGUGAACACCCUAACGAAGUGUUUGAUAUGGUGAAAAAUCUUUUGGCUUCGAAUCCUGGAGAUGAGGAGUUACAAUCGUCUUUGUUUGAUAUUCUAGGGUUUGAAGAGUUUGAAUUGAUAUCCAAAAUUGUGCAGAACAAGUCUCAAUUAGUAGCAUCUGACGGAACUAGCGAUGGGAAUGAACAAAGAUUUUUGACACCGGAAGAGAGAGCGCAACAGCUAAUUGAAAACCAUGAACGUGCUAAGAAUCAGAAACUAGGCCCUAAGCAACUUCGUCAAGAAUAUCCGCAUGUUUUUAAGAAGCCCGAUGUAGGUAAUAUGUUGUCAAUAACGGGUAAAAAGUUUGCAUUGCCUGUUGGUACAACCAGAGACAGUUAUGCCACCCAUGAAGAAAUUGUCAUUCCGUAUCCAGAAAAUGAAUCAAACAAGUGGAUAUCCGAUGAUAAGCUUGUCCAAAUUGACCAAUUGGACUUCCUUUGUAAAGGCACUUUCAAUAAUUAUUCUAACCUUAACAAGAUGCAAAGUUUGGUGUUUCCAGUAGCAUAUAAUACUAAUGAAAACAUGCUUGUCUGUGCUCCAACAGGUGCUGGUAAGACUGACGUAGCCUUGUUGACCAUUUUGCAUGCCGUUAAUAAAUUCGUUACUGAAACAGUAGGCGAAGAUGGUGAUAUUACCGUAGAUAUUGAUUACGAUGAAUUUAAAAUCAUUUAUGUUGCCCCAUUGAAGGCAUUAGCUGCCGAAAUUGUUGAUAAAUUUAGCAAAAAGCUUCAAUGGCUUGGAAUUAGUGUCCGAGAAUUAACAGGUGAUAUGCAAUUGUCAAGACUGGAAAUUAUGACUACACAAGUUAUUGUUACUACUCCCGAAAAGUGGGACGUUGUUACCAGAAAACUGAAUGGUGACAAUGAAUUAGUUGCGAAGGUUAAGUUACUUAUCAUCGAUGAAGUACAUUUAUUACAUGAAGAUAGAGGAUCUGUCAUUGAAACAUUAGUAGCACGUACGUUAAGGCAAGUUGAAAGUACGCAACUGAUGAUCAGAGUAGUUGGUCUUUCGGCUACUUUGCCGAAUUACAAAGAUGUUGCUGAUUUUUUAGGUGUUAAUAGAUCUAUUGGUAUGUUUUACUUUGAUCAAUCAUUUAGACCAUGUCCCUUACAGCAACAAUUAUUGGGUGUUCGUGGUAAGUCUGGCUCCAAAAUAGCUAGAGAGAAUAUCGAUAAAAUAUCAUAUGAAAAGUUAAUUCAAUAUAUUGACCAAGGGCUUCAGGUUAUGGUGUUUGUCCAUUCUCGUAAGGAUACUGUUAAAACUUCACGUACAUUUAUUUCAAUGGCACAAUCUUUUAAUGAACUUGGACUGUUUGAUGCAUCACAAACUUGUGAAUCUUAUGAUAGGUUCAGUAGAGAAAUGUCCAACAAGAAUAGAAAUAGAGAUAUGAAGGAAUUAUUUCAAUAUGGGUUUGGGGUUCAUCAUGCUGGUAUGUUGAGAUCUGACCGUAACCUUACUGAAAAAAUGUUCACUAGUGGUGCUAUCAAGGUGCUUUGUUGUACUUCUACUUUGGCUUGGGGUGUAAAUUUACCUGCAGCUGUAGUCAUUGUUAAGGGUACACAAGUUUACGAUUCAAAGCAAGGUGGUUUUAUUGACUUAGGAAUUUCUGAUGUAAUCCAAAUUUUUGGUCGUGCUGGUAGACCUCAAUUUGAAAAGUUCGGUACUGGUAUUUUAUGUACUACAAGUGAUAGAUUAGACCACUAUGUUUCAUUGAUUACUCAACAGCAUCCUAUAGAAUCUAGAUUAAGUGACAAAUUGAUCGAUAACUUAAAUGCCGAAAUUUCAUUGGGAAGUGUUACCAAUGUUGAAGAGGGCGUUCAAUGGUUGGGUUAUACAUAUAUGAUGGUUCGUAUGCGCCAAAAUCCAUUUGCUUAUGGUAUCGAAUGGAAGGAAUUACAAGAAGAUCCGUUAUUACACAAUAGGCGGCGUUCAAUGAUAACAUCUGCAGCUAGAAGACUUCACGAAUUGCAAAUGAUUAUAUUUGACGAAAAUUCAGGUGCAUUGAAUUCCAAGGACUUAGGAAGAAUUGCAUCUGACUUUUACUUAUUGAACAAUUCAGUUGAAAUUUUUAACCAAAUGAUUAAUCCUAAGGCAACAGAAGCUGAUAUUCUUUCAAUGAUAAGUAUGAGUAGCGAGUUUGACAGUAUAAAAUUAAGAGAAGAGGAAGUUGAAGAAUUAAAAAAAUUGUCAGAAACUGACGUUCCUUGUCAAAUUGGUGGAGAUAUUGAGUCAGCUCACGGAAAGACAAAUAUAUUGAUUCAAUCAUACGUUUCUCAAGCUACUAUAAAAGACUCUGCUUUAAUAUCCGACUGUAAUUAUGUGGCUCAGAAUUCUGCAAGAAUUUGUAGGGCCUUGUUUUUGAUUGGCAUGAAUAGGAGAUGGGGAAGUUUUGCAAAAAUUAUGUUAUCCAUUUGUAAGUCUAUUGAUAAGAGAAUAUGGGCGUUUGAUCACCCAUUAACUCAAUUCGAUCUUCCAGAACAUGUUUUGAAAAAUAUUCGAUCUAAGAAUCCUUCUAUGGAUGUAUUGAAAGAUAUGGAAGCUGGAGAAUUAGGUGAUUUGGUCCAUAAUAAUAAAGUAGGUGGUAUUCUUUAUAAGUUGAUAUCUAGAUUUCCUUGCUUGGAAAUUGAAUCAGAAAUCUUUCCAAUUACAGCUAAUGUCAUGCGUAUUCAUAUAAACUUAGAGCCUGACUUUGUGUGGGACGAAAGAUAUCAUGGUAAUGCUCAAAUGUUUUGGAUUACUGUUGAAGAAUCCGAUAAUUCAGAUAUCUUACACGUUGAAAAGUUUAUUUUGAAUAAAAGACAAAUGAAGAGUCCCCAUGAAAUGGAUUUCAUGAUACCGUUGACAGAUCCGUUACCUCCUCAAAUAGUGGUUAGAAUUAUUUCUGACUCUUGGAUAGGUUCCGAGACUGUCCAUACUAUUUCAUUUCAACAUCUUAUAAGACCUUCUAAUGAAAGCAUAAGAACUGAUUUGUUAAGGUUGCAGCCUUUGCCGAUUACUGCGUUGCACAAUCCUGAAAUUGAAGCUGUAUACUCGAGCAAGUUCCGUUACUUUAAUCCAAUGCAAACUAUGACAUUUCAUUCUUUAUAUAAUACUAAUGAUAGUAUCUUUGUUGGUUCUCCUACUGGUUCUGGUAAAACCGUUGUUGCUGAACUUGCAAUUUGGCAUGCCUUUAGAGAUUUUCCCGGCACAAAAGUUGUUUAUAUUGCACCAAUGAAAGCUUUGGUUAGAGAAAGAGUUGAUGAUUGGAGAGCCAGAAUUUCACGUAAUACCAAGCACAAAUUAGUUGAAUUAACUGGUGACUCCUUACCUGAAGCAAAGGAUGUGAGGGCGGCUGAUAUUAUUAUUACCACACCAGAAAAAUUCGAUGGUAUUUCUCGUAAUUGGCAAACUAGAAAAUUUGUGCAACAAGUUUCCUUGGUUAUUAUGGAUGAAAUUCAUUUAUUAGCAAGUGAUCGUGGUCCUAUUUUAGAAAUGAUUGUUAGUCGUAUGAACUAUAUUUCCUCUCAAACCAAGAAGCCAAUUAGGCUUUUGGGUAUGUCAACGGCUGUCUCUAAUGCAAUGGACAUGGCGGAUUGGUUAUCUGUGAAAGAUGGAUUGUUUAACUUUCCGCAGUCUGUUCGUCCAGUCCCAUUACAGAUGUAUAUUGAUGGUUUUCCAGAUAAUUUAGCAUUUUGUCCAUUAAUGAAAACUAUGAAUAAACCAGCUUUCAUGGCUAUUAAGCAGCACUCGCCUAAUAAGCCUGUACUUAUUUUUGUUGCCUCUCGUCGUCAAACUCGUUUGACUGCUUUGGAUCUUAUUCAUUUAUGUGGUAUGGAAUCUAAUCCUCGAAGAUUCCUUAAUAUUAAUGACAUCGAAUUACUGGAAAUUUUGGAAGACGUUAAAGAUGAUACAUUGAGGCUUUCAUUACAAUUUGGUAUGGGUUUGCAUCAUGCUGGUUUAGUUGAAUCGGACCGUCAAAUUUCUCAUAAACUAUUUGAAGCCGGUAAAAUCCAAAUCUUGAUAGCCACGUCUACCUUGGCCUGGGGUGUUAAUUUACCUGCUCAUUUAGUGAUUAUUAAAGGUACGCAAUUCUUUGAUGCGAAGAUUGAAGCAUACAGAGAUAUGGACUUAACUGAUAUCCUACAAAUGAUGGGUCGUGCAGGUCGUCCAUCAUUCGAUACAAGUGGUACUGCUAUAGUAUAUACUAAAGAGUCUAAGAAGGUUUUUUACAAGCACUUUUUGAAUCUUGGCUUCCCUGUGGAAUCAUCCUUGCAUAAAGUUUUGGAUAACCAUAUUGGUGCAGAAAUCUCUGCUGGAACUAUUACUACUAGACAAGAAGCUAUGGACUUCUUAACAUGGACUUUUUUAUACAGGAGAGCACAUAAUAAUCCAACUUAUUACGGAAUUGAAGACGUUAGUAUGUAUGGAAUCUCCAAGUAUUUGGCUGGGUUAAUUGAUCAAACGAUAGAAAACCUAAUGGAAUCGAAGUGUGUAAUAAUCACGGGUAAGGAUAAACUUGUUGCAACUCCAUUCUUGCAUAUUUCAUCUUAUUAUUAUCUUUCGCAUAAAACUAUAAGGAACUUAGUUAAUAAAAUUUUCAAAGAGGCAACAUUCAGAGAUUGUUUGAGAUGGUUGUGUGAAGCUACUGAGUAUGAUGAAUUAGCUACACGUCAUGGUGAAGAGUUGAUAAACAUGGAAAUGUCUCAAGCUAUGAGAUAUCCGGCUGAGGAUUUAGAAUGUGAAUUUAUUUGGGAUCCACAUGUGAAAUCGUAUUUAUUGAUUCAAGCCUUUAUUAGUCGGGUUGAACUUCCAAUUGCAGAUUAUGCCCAAGAUACGGUUUCUAUAUUGGAUCAGGCAUUACGUAUUUUGCAGGCCUAUAUUGAUGCAGCUUCUGAAUUGGGAUAUUUGAAAACAGUUUUAACAUUCAUUGAGUUAAUGCAAUGUAUUAAGCAAAGGUAUUGGUAUGAUAACGACCCAGUCUCCGCGUUGCCAGGUUUAAAUUUAUUCAAGCUUCCAGAUAGUAAUCACUCUGAAGGUUCAAAGAAGAGUAAGCAUGUGAUGCAAUUAUCUGAUAUUGGAAAGAUGAACAGUGGAAAAUUGUCACAUUUUGCUUCAAGCCUUGGAGUUAAAGGAACCCGAGGUGAUGACGGAACGUUUACAAGUGAUGAAGAUGCAAAGAAUGAAUUUGUCCGUAUUGCAUCUCAUCUUCCAACUGGUAAAGUUAACAUAUUCCAAGAAGUGUCAGAUCAAUUACAUUUCGAAUUGAUUCACGAUAAUAGACCCCUUAAUAAUGAUUUUAAGAUGUAUUGUCCACACUUCCCCAAACCACAAAGGGAAUCGUGGUUUGUUAUUUUGUGUGAUGAAUCAAUGGAUGAAUUACUCUUGAUCAAAAGGGCAUCACCAAAAUUGAUUGGCAAGAAGGGAAAAGUAAGCUGUAUUCUCGACAUCCCAGAAGACCUUAAGGGACGCGUUGUUACUGUUUUAUGUGUCAAUGAUGCAAUUAACAUUCAAUACUCGGCUAAACAAGAACUUAUAUAA